UCAUCUCAGACUGCAUGCGCAGAGAAUGGGCGUAGACACACAGGGAAGGACUACAGCAAACACCGCUGCAUUUCUUUCAUUCUAACUCACUGGAUACAAGAUAUUUACUCUCAUGUGGUUUCAAAGGACACGCUGGUGGUAUCGCCAGCCUCGCGAACAGGGAUGAGGUGACUUUUGAUGCGCGUGUAUGGCUUCUAUCAUGCGGUCGAUGGCGCAGAUAAAGAGGAUGCGUGAAACAACGCAGCCCAACCCUGUUUUCAUGAAUGUGUUGGGAGAAAACCAAAUAUUUCCGGAUGAAGAUGAAAUCAGCAUUGUCUGAAUGUUGGUUUCCUAUGGACUGUCGUGCGGAAAACCCGAAUCGAUGAAGCGAGUGAAAGGAGCAGCAUGCUGCUUAGGUGAUUGAUCACUGUGCUCUAUGAGAACAAGGAGGAGCGCAGCUGCUUUACGAUGGCAGAGGAGAAUAACCUGAAGACAGCCAGAUUAUGGAGGGAUGCUGCUCUGCGCUCCAGGAAGCUGCGGAGCAAUCUGCGACAGCUAACUCUCAGCGCCAAAAACAGCCAGAAAAUCACAUUACCCGAGGACAUAAAAGAGAUCGAGGUGCUCAAUCUAGGUAAUAACUCCCUGCAAGAGCUACCAGAGGGACUGGGCUCAACCUUGACAAAGCUUCGCAUCCUUGUUCUCCGCAGGAACAAGUUUGCCACUGUACCUUCUGCAGUAUUUCAACUUAGUCAGUUGGUUGAGUUAGAUAUUAGUCACAACUGCCUGAGCCACUUUUCUGAAGAUAUUGAUCUUUUGAAGGGGCUUAAGAAGCUGUGCAUUAGUCAUAACAAAAUCCAAUACCUGCCAUCUCAGAUUGGGACUUUGCAUUGUCUUGAGGAACUUGACAUCAGCUUCAAUGAGUUGCAUGAUUUUCCCAGGUCAUUUUCACAGCUCAGGAAGCUCAGAACACUUGAUGUGGAUCACAACAAGCUACAGCAUUUUCCCUCUGAAAUUCUUGCCCUCAGUGACCUGGAGGAGCUCGACUGCUCCGGGAAUAAACUAGAGGGUCUUCCGGGGAAUAUUAUGAUGCUCCAAUCCAUUAAAAUCCUGUGGCUGAGCAGCACUCAUCUCUCCUCCUUGCCGGAAACAUUCUGUGAGCUGCAGAACUUGGAGAGCCUGAUGCUUGAUAAUAAUUUCCUCACAAAUCUGCCACAAUCAUUCGGAAAACUGCAAAAGAUGAAAAUGCUGAAUCUCUCAUCUAACUCCUUAGAAGAUUUCCCUCAGGUUAUUAUCAGAAUCACUAGUUUGGAGGAGUUGUAUUUAAGCCGAAAUAAACUGACGUUCCUCCCUGAGGAGGUAGGACAGCUGAGUAAUCUUGCUAAUUUGUGGUUGGACAAUAAUAGAAUAACGUUUCUCCCCGACUCUAUUGUAGAGCUAGGGAAAUUAGAGGAGCUGGUGUUACAGGGUAACCAAAUUGCCAUACUCCCAGACAAUUUCGGAAAACUUGCCAAAGUGAACAUUUGGAAGGUGAAGGACAAUCCUCUCAUUCAGCCUCCGUAUGAAGUGUGCAUGAAAGGGAUCCCAUACAUAGCUGCCUAUCAGAAGGAGCUUGCACACUCCCAGACUGCUGUUAAGCCCAGACUUAAACUUGUUAUGAUGGGACAGAAAAAUGCAGGGAAAACCGCACUCAGGCAGUGCAUCGUCAGUAAACUAGCAGAUGCCAAGAUGGCGAUUGGAGGUAGGGGUAUUGAUGUUACAAACUGGGUAGCGGAUGCUGAUCGUAGUCUUACGUUCAUUGUGUAUGAUUUAUCAGGUAAACAGAACUACGAUCUUAUCAAACCCUUUUUCCUCUCCCCUGGAGCUCUUUAUGUUUUAGUGGUGAAUCUGAAAUCAUAUACAUCAAAGAGCUUUUACUCUCAUGUUGGGCAUUUCCUCCACCUGCUCAGUGCCAAGGUGCCACAUGCUGUUGUGUGCAUGGUGGGGACCCACACUGACCUGUGUGAGGAGUUUGAGAUUGAAGAAAAGUGCCUGGAUAUUCACAGACAGAUUUCACUCCAGGAAAAGAUGGACAUUGAGUGUAUGCAAGUGCUUGCCAUGCAGGUUGACGAAGCCCUUGAGCAGGGUUAUGAUAUUCGGAUGUCUAGCCCCCAUGUGCUCUUUUAUGGUGUUUUGGAUAAAAACUUGAGACGUAAGAAGUCCCAGUUGCAAUAUAUGCUGAACAAUCGAUUACAAAUCCUGUCUCCAGUGAUUUGUGUCAGCUGUGUGGUGGCACAAAGGAACAUCCAGCGCUUGAAAGAGAAGCUCAUGUCGGUCGCUGAUCACAGGGAGAUUUUCCCCAACCUUCACAGAGUGCUACCCAAAUCAUGGCAGAUGCUUGAGGAACUGCAUUUUAAGCCACAGGAUUUAUGGCUUUCCUGGUGGGAUUCGGCCCGAUUGGGCCUCCAGGCAGGGCUGACGGAGGACCGCCUGCAAAGUGCUCUCUCCUACCUACAUGAGAGCGGUAAACUUUUGUACUUUGAAGACAGCUUGACGCUGAAGGAAUAUGUCUUCCACAAUCUGCCACGGUUUAUUGCCAUCUUAAAUGUUUUUUUUCAGAGGGACCUUCUGACAAUGAUUGAAAAACUUGAAGCUGAGGGAGACAAUGGAGAUAAUGCCAGAUCCACACAGAUGCACAGUCACGUGGAGGGUUUUCUGUUGCACGGCCUACUGCCAUCAAAUGUCAUACGUUUGCUGCUUAAACCCCUAGUACAGACACAGCAGGACUUGCAUCUGAUCAUGGAACUGCUGGAAAAAAUGGGGGUCUGUUACUGUGUCAACAAACCUCGCAGUAAGCCACUUAACGGAGCCACUGUCUGGUAUAAGUUCCCCAGUCAUGUCAGCAAUGAGGAGCCCCAUUCAGAGGCCUUGGCCAAUGGGGGUUCGUCCAUCCCUGGUCAGUUCUUCUCGGUUGAGCAGCUGCAGAUUGAAUACAGAUUUCCUUUUCUCACCCCUCUUGGACUUUUUGCAAGAUAUAGUGUGCAAAUCAACAGCCACGUGGUGCAGCGAUCUGACGGAAAGCAUCACAUCUUUGCCUAUCGGGGUAAAGUGCCUGUGACGGUGAGUUACUGGCCCUCACGGAACAGAUUGCAGGCUGAGACCCUCUCCAUUUCCAGCCAUGCAUCCUUGCCAAAUAUCUGGACAGCUUGGCAAGCCAUUAUUCCCCUAGUGGAAGAGUUAAACUUUCUUCUGCAGGAAUGGCCUGGCCUUCACUACUCUGUGCAUGUCCUGUGUUCCAAGUGCCUGAAGAGAGGGUCCCCCAACCCACAUUCCUUUCCAGGUGAGCUGUUAAGUCAGCCUCGACCUGAGGGACUAACUGAGAUCAUCUGCCCCAAGAACGGCUCAGAGCGGGUCAACGUGGCACUAGUUUACCCCCCAGCCCCGACUGUGGUCAGCCCCAGUCAUAAAUGACACUUCCUGCACUUACCUGCCUGUGAAUGGCCUUCACAAACCGAUGCAUCUCUUUCCUCUAUAUCUUAUAUGCACAUGUGUAAAUACACAAGAACGUGCGCGUGUUUGUGUGUGCAAACAUAAACUGUAGUUUUGUCACAUGCGUGUGCCCCACUUACCUUUUGCCUCCGCCCUUCUUUCCUCAUCUGAGGGUGAUGAUGGACCACUUAAUGGAUGGUUGUCAUAGGGAGACCAUGAUAUAUGGACCCACUUACAUGUUAUCAGCUCUGACUGCCAACACAUGAUGAACUGAAAGUAUUAGAAACUUGUUGCAGUGACAACCUGUUUUGUCUGUGUACACAUAUUGUUCCUUGGGGUGGCCCUCUGAACAAUCUUUUAACCACUUUGAGUCUCAACACCACUGGCACUCAAUUGUUUGAACAUUUCAGCUCAAUUCAUGAUAAUCUUCUCCCAAGCAAGUUCAUGGAAAUCCCCAAUUAUACCCAAAGGCAUCUCUUAGACUGAAACUACAUAAUGUCUGUGCUGCUGUGGAUGGAUCUGCUGAAAGAAAUGGAAGAGGAUGCUGUUUCCCCCAGACUUGAGUACACUUUGAUUAGAAAGGUGAAAAGUUGGACUUAUGCUUUAAGUGAUAUUGUACUUCAAAUGCAUGCCUUUAAAAUGCUGAAAGAAAUGUUAAAAGAUGGCAUUUCAAAUUGUGAAAUGUAUUAGUGUAUACCUCUUGCUAGUUUAGUUGUCUACAACAUGGAAGAACAGAAAUGUUGUCUUAUUGAGCAUAAACCUUUUGAGAUCUCUCUGCUCACAGACAGAAAUGUUGUGUUUGGUAGUUUCGGGCGGAGAAGAGGAGACAUGUAAAACUAUUUUAGUGGCAGCCAAAGACAUAAAAAUGUUUCCUUGAACCAAACUAAGACUUUUUUUCUUUUCUUUUUCUUUCUUUCCUGCUGUCUGUCUUUCUUUCGAUGGUAAGAUAAUAUUUUGUUCCUGCUUUUGGAUACAUAUGAACAGGAAUAGGGUACAAGAAUUCAGCCAAGGAUGUCUUUUCUUUUUUGAAGAAAAUUGUGUAUGCAUAUCCGAUACAUAUGUAUUUCACAGAACAUGAUCUUCAAAUGUAGUGUAUGAAGCAUAUUGUACACAAUUAUCAAACUGAAAAAGUUUAAAAUAAUUAAGACUUCUUUUUAUAGAGUUGAUUCAUAGUUAGGACUGUUGUUUAUCAUUUCAAUGUUUCUCUUUUGGAGAGGAGAGAUUCUGCAAUAUGUGAUGUUUUGCAAACAGUUAAUAACAUUUUGUAAAUAAUAUUUUAUUUUUGUAAGCUAAUAAGCUCUGUCACCAAUAUCCAACCUAAUUUACUGUGCAUGGCUACUGUGCUGAAUGUAAAAGCUACAAACUGUUUUCUAUGUUAUCAAGAUGUUAUUCUUUCUCAUAGUAGAACCACAAAAAAAAUCACCAAAGCACAGCAAAUAUAAAGGCUGGUUUCCACACUGUUUUACUGUCAUAUCCUUUCUGUAUUUUUAACAUCUCCAAAGCAUAUACAGUUGUGCUCAAAAGUUUGCAUACCCUUGGAGAAUUGGGAAUAUAUGUACAAUUUUUAAAGAAAACAUGAGUGAGCAGGCAAAACACAUUUCUUUUAUUUCUUAUGGGAUUCAUAUUCAACUGUAGGUUAUUACAGAAUGGCACAAUCAUAAAACAAAACAUGGCAACAAAGAAAAAAAUGAAAUGACCCCUGUUCAAAAGUCUGCAUACCCUUAGUUCUUAAUACUGUGUAUUGCCCCCUUUAGCAUCAAUGACAGCGUGCAGUCUUUUGUAAUAGUUGUCUAUGAGGCCCCAAAUUCUUGCAGGUGGUAUAGCUGUCCAUUCAUCUUGGCAAUAUGCCUCCAGGUCAUGCAAAGUCUUUGGUCGUCUUGCAUGAACCGCACGUUUGAGAUCUCCCCAGGGUGGCUCAAUGAUAUUAAGGUCAGGAGACUGUGAUGGCCACUCCAAGGUUUUUUUGCAUGAUCAUUCAUAUUUCCAAAAUCAAUGGCAAAAUGUCACAAUUUCUGCCAGGGUAUGCAAACUUUUGAGCACAACUGUAUUGUAUAAUAAAUUGAUAAGCCAGCUCAUGAUUUGCAAUAGCAAAGGCUCGCUCUGACUGUAGAAAACGUAAAUCACCGCUACUAUCCUAAACUACAGGCUACCUUUUUGAAUUCAGAUGUCACUUAAUGUCCGAAAACCCUUUUUGCAACCCUGUUACACAAAUGUAAAUUUUAGAAUUUAUUAUAAAAAAAUAAAAUAAAAAAUAUUUAACUAUCCUAUUUAUUUGAUGUGUUUUACUAAAGAAUUAUAUUACACUAAUUCAGGGUUUUUAACAUAAAAUGCAAAAAAAGAAAAGUUUGUGUGGUAUAUUCUUGGUUGAACAUAUAAGGUAAAGACUGCAGAACUGUCAAAUAUAUUUCGCCAGGCAGUUAAAAAGGGAACAAAGUGCUUCUUGACUCCAGCAGCGCAUAUGCAGUAGCGCGCCACUUGGAAAAGGUGCAAAUUUCGACUGUGAGCAACUUUAAGGCUACUUCAAGACAAAUAGUUUCAAUAAAUUUAGAAAAGUUAUAAUAAUGUAAGUAAUUACAUAACAUUCAGCUUGAGGUUAUCUACUGUUAACUUGGAAGACAACAACGAUUAUCGAGCUAAUCAUGUAGCUAUGUAAAUGUAACACGUAAAGUAAACAGAUAUUCCUUCUUUUAUGUUAGCACGCUGCAUUUUACGUAAAGCAAAUUUAUUAGCAAGUGAUGAAAACAAUUCAAACUUUUACUGUGUAAUAUUUACAAAAACAGAAACACAUCUGGUUACAAAAUACUGCCUUAAAGGUGCACUCAGUAACUUUUGCUUGUGUCACCUUGGACUUUUCAGUUACAGAUGCCAUUGUAGAAAUGUAGUAUUCACAAUCAGCCAUGAUUAAUUUAAUCCAAGAGUGAAAGUGUCCAAUAACAAGAUGGUUACUGUGAUAAAGGAAGCAGUAUUCAGUCAUGUGAGUCUAAAAUGGCAGCCACAAUGAGGGCAUCCCUGCCCCAUGUAGAAUAAAACAGCUUUUAUAAGGUUACUGAUAUGACUAGAGUCAUCAAUUUUAUACAUAUGUUUCAAAAUUACAAUUAAUUACUUGAGUAAAUUUUUGAUUUAUUUUUUAAUGGGGAAAAAAAUACUGAGUGCACCAUUAAAAUUCACUCUGCAUCAAAAUUACAGUUUUAUUUAGUUGCAGUUAAAUAAAACGUUUAAUGUAGCGUUUCUAAAAAAAAA
Messenger RNA from Myxocyprinus asiaticus (Chinese sucker), 6684 nucleotides. Its product is annotated as malignant fibrous histiocytoma-amplified sequence 1 homolog. Gene Ontology annotation, molecular function: protein binding. NCBI's taxonomy places the organism in Eukaryota, Metazoa, Chordata, Actinopteri, Cypriniformes, Catostomidae. The record is from RefSeq and is a predicted model, not a curated record. The coding region runs from base 448 to 3426 and encodes 992 amino acids. The transcript has 3 exons.